GCUCUUUUUCCUGAUCUUUCAAUUGCCCUUUCCUUCGCCUUCUGGAACCCACGAACUUCCCUUUUCCCUUAUCAUUUCCUCGCACCCCCCAGAACCUUCUAGAAACAACAAAACCUCUCUCUCUCUCUCUCUCUCUCUCUCUCUGUGUCGUUCGCUCCGAAAGCUCAUAGCUCAGUCCCUGGCGGUGAUGUUUGGUUAAGCGUUGCCAGCUGAAAAGGUUUCGUGGGGAACCAGCCAGUUCGGUUACGCAGUUCUUGUUUGGUUGGAGAGAAAAUUCUAGCACUUUUCCAGGUAACAUUGACAAGAGCUAUUUUUUUUGUUUGUUUGUUUAUCUAAACGGGAUUCGUUUAGUACUCAUACGCUGAGGAAAUAGAAGAAAAUACGGGAAAUAUCGGAGAAAAUCUGAGAUCUUGAAGACUUGAACCUGUUCUUUCAUGAUAUGUUGGGUUUCGCAAAUGAAUAAAGCAUCGCGCAGUUAUAUUUUAUGUAUUAUUCUAAUUCUCCAUUUUGUUUCUUAAUUCGUUUUAUUGAACCUUCUCGCCUCUCGGAGACCAAACGGUACACAAUUAAUGAUACAUUUAGAUAUAUUAAUUAUCAAGUUUUUGUCGUUAUUUAUCGAGUCCGAUCUAAGAGAGCGUCAAACAUCAGAUUGAGCCAACACGUCAAGAAAGUUCCAGUGUUUUAGGGCUCGGAUCCGAGAGCGAGGCCUAUGGCGCCAUUGCCGGUCGAACAGACCGGCGAUUCGGGUCCGGGAGAGUCGCAGAGAUCUCUCCCGACUCCGUUCCUCAUCAAGACCUUCCAACUGGUUGACGACCCCGCCGUCGACGACCUCAUUUCCUGGAACGACGACGGAUCGACCUUCAUCGUCUGGCGCCCCGCUGAGUUCGCUCGCGAUUUGCUUCCGAAGUACUUCAAGCACAACAACUUCUCCAGCUUCGUUCGCCAACUCAACACUUACGGAUUUCGGAAAGUCGUGCCGGAUCGGUGGGAAUUCGCGAACGAUUGCUUUCGGAGAGGCGAGAAAGGGCUCCUCCGCGACAUACAGCGCCGGAAGAUCUCGAUGGUUGCCGCGUCUCCCGCCUCUCAGGUGGUGACGGUGGCGGCACCGUCGCUUGCGGCGGCGCUCGCAGUCUCGCCGGCGAACUCCGGAGACGAGCAGGUGAUCUCGUCGAACUCGUCGCCAGUGGUUGCGGUGCACCGGAGCACGAGCUGUGCCACGGCGCCGGAGCUUCUGGAGGAGAACGAGCGUCUGAGGAAGGAGAACUCGCAGCUGAGCCACGAGUUGACCCAGCUGAGAGGCCUAUGCAAUAACAUACUCGGUCUGAUGACGAACUUCGCCACCGGUCAGUUAGACGGUACCGGAGCUUCCGUACCGGAGGGAAAGCCGUUGGAGCUUUUACCAGCUAAGCAGGUGAUCGCGGUUGCGGAGGACCGUGGGGCCCGGAAGUUGGAGGAGGACGACGACGAAGACGACGAAGAAGACGCCAAUGAUCAGGACGACGGGACAACAAAGACGACGCCGCGGCUGUUUGGUGUUUCAAUCGGGGUUAAGCGCGUGAGGACGGACGAGGAGGAAGGGCAGAAUAGGGAAAAUUCUCAGGAAAAAGAGUCCGGGUCAGAAGUGAAAGCAGAGCCGUUGGAUGGGAAUUCUAACCAUCAGGAACCGCCCUGGCUAGAGCUUUGAAAAUGACGACGAUGGACUCUGAUCUGAUCUGAAAUCUCGAUGGUUUCCACGAGGGAACGAACGAGCGGAUGACUCGGGGGGCAAGCUGUCACGUGACUCCGUGUUGUUGUAAAAAUAUGUAAAAGGAACGACAGCCAACGCCUAAGCGUUUGUAAAGCCUUGUGGACUGGUGUGGAAAGUUUACUGUGACAGGUCGUUGUUGCUUGAGCACGCCACCGUGGAAAGAGUAGGCACGAUGGGAUUGGGAAAGGGCGCUGCGUUGGACAGAUGGGAAAAGGAGGAGACUGUAGAGAGUAGAAAAGUUUUGUGAAUUGUCAAGGUUGGGGUAGAGAAGAAGAAAAUAGAGCCAGCUAGAUGUGAUGAAUAUUCCAGAAUGGAAGAUAGAUAACUGGAGCCUGUUUUAGCCUAACAAGCUGUAAAUAGUUUGGUACCAAAUUCUAUUUAGGAGUAGAAUUCUUCCCUGAUGCAGAUCAGUGGUUGGUGAUGUCUUCUUGGUUAUGUAUCCUAUUUUUCUUUUCUUUUUUUCUUUUUUUUUUUAAGUAUGUUUUAGGCUCUUGUUAAUGACACUAAGUUUAGCUUUGUUUA
Messenger RNA from Alnus glutinosa, 2269 nucleotides. RefSeq names its product heat stress transcription factor B-2b. The transcript is spliced from 2 exons. The record is from RefSeq and is a predicted model, not a curated record. Bases 710 to 1684 code for a protein of 324 amino acids. Gene Ontology annotation, molecular function: DNA-binding transcription factor activity; RNA polymerase II cis-regulatory region sequence-specific DNA binding. Gene Ontology annotation, cellular component: nucleus. Lineage: Eukaryota; Viridiplantae; Streptophyta; Magnoliopsida; Fagales; Betulaceae. Gene Ontology annotation, biological process: regulation of transcription by RNA polymerase II.